Molecule: messenger RNA, 669 nt
Organism: Fimicolochytrium jonesii
Lineage: Eukaryota; Fungi; Chytridiomycota; Chytridiomycetes; Spizellomycetales; Powellomycetaceae
Exons: 2
Coding region: 1-669 (222 amino acids)
Source: RefSeq, a predicted model, not a curated record
AUGGGGCGCACAGUCUUGUUCCAUUCGCGUGGGCAGUUCGGGGACUCUGUGUUCCAGAGCCACCAUCCGCAUCGGCGUUCCAUAAAGAUUCCAUCCCUCAACAACGACUCUGGCGGCUAUCUCAUCGUGGAGCCCAUUCCCGUCGCGAUCCAAAAUGUCUAUCGGUGUUGGAACAAGGAAAUCAUAGAUUUAGAUCCCGAUGACAAGCAAUACAUUUUAGAUGUCAAAGCUGCCAGAGAGAGAGCGAUCUUCGCUGGCCCACGGCCGACGCCGACCCCCGAGCCGUGUCACCCCAGCUCUGUGACGUGGAAACAUGACCGAAAUGAGAGCAACGACUCAGAAUCUAGCGACACGGGUCCGGCGCUGAAGAAACCAGCCCUGACUCGGCCCACGAACCAGACAAGCACUGGAAAGCCCAGCGUUGGGGAUGCGACUGUGGCGGAGGACGGAUGGGCCCACGGGGCGGGGGGUGUGGUUGAUAUAUCGGCCCCAUGGGAUGAAGACGACGGGUGGUCCUCCGAGGACGAAGAGCAGUACAUCCCUGUAGUGGGCACCCGAUAUUUGCCCGUGGACUUGUAUGAGGAUGUCGAUGUAGACGAAGAAAGCGGCGAUAGUUUGUGGCUAGCCACCAUAUUUGCUGGAGCAGGAAGGGGGAUCAUGGGGAUAUGA